AUGAAAAUUAGAAUUUUUCCAUUUGUAAAAAUAUAUGAUUUUAAUUCAGUAUAUGAAUUAUUAAGAAAAGAAUUGGCAGAUUUCCCAGCAUUUAAAUUAGUUUUUAAAGAAGUUUCAUUCUUUCAACAUGGUAGUAAUUAUGUUGUUUGGUUAAAACCAGAAACACCCGAAGAUCCAACAAUAAUUAAUCGUCUCCAAGCUAAAUUAGAGUCAUUACUCCCUGGAUUUAAUGAAUUAAGUAAUAAAUCACCUAGCGGAUUUCAACCUCAUUUAACUCUUGGUCAAUUUAAUGGAAAAAGAGAAGCAGAACAAAAGAUAGCUAGUAUACAAGCAGAGUUACAACCAAUAGAAUUUGAAGUUUCAGAGAUAUAUAUGAUUAAUAGGAAUGGGGAAGUUCCAUUUUCCAUUGAAAAUACAAUAAAGUUAUCAAGAAAAAUUUAA
Dictyostelium discoideum AX4 is the source of this 441-nucleotide messenger RNA. RefSeq lists its product as hypothetical. Lineage: Eukaryota; Evosea; Eumycetozoa; Dictyosteliales; Dictyosteliaceae. The transcript has 2 exons. Bases 1 to 441 code for a protein of 146 amino acids. The record is from RefSeq and is a predicted model, not a curated record.